AGUGAUCAUGUCUGCCCAGGACUCAUACUUAUCGGCUCGAGCCAGCUUGAUUGCAGAAGAGAGGUCUUUGCGAUGUGACGCUGCCUACAUACGCACCGCCUCAAAUGAGGAACUGAAGGCGGAUGAGAUUAUCCGGACCAUCCGAGCAGAAGAGGCUAAAUCCAUCUGGUCCGUAGAGCAUGAAGAUGUCACCAACACUUUUCCAGGAAUGGAAUUUCUGUCGGCAAAGAAGCUCGUCAUGAAAACCAAAGUAUUUCAGAUCCUCCAGAAGAUGCCCAAGGGUGGUUUACUUCACGGUCAUCUGGAUGCCAUGGUGGAUGUUGCGUUUCUUCUCAAGCUGGCACUUGAGCAACCUGCAAUCCAUGUUCGCACACCUGAAGUCCUUACAGACGCGAAUAUCAAGACUCUUAUUCCCGAAUUCCGUGCACUUCCAUCCGACGAGUUCACCAAUGCGAAAAGCCUUACUGACGGUUAUGUUCCUGGCACAUGGGUUAACAUCAAACAAGCAAGAGAAUCGUUCAGUCCUUCUCUGGGCGGACCAAGUGGAUUCGAUUCAUGGUUUAUAAGAACACUGACCAUAAAUCCGAGUGAAGCCUACGGAACGCAUAAUACCGUGUUUAAGAUCUGGGAAAAGUUCUCGACCACAUUUCUAAUUACGUCUGGUAUCACCACCUUUGCGCCGAUUAUGUGCAAAUAUAUUCGGGAGUUCCUUCGUUCUUCCGUAGAAGAUGGCAUUUCCUACGUCGAAAUUCGGGUGCCAUUUUUUAACAAGCUCACAGUUCGGGAGAAUGGCCAAUGUGAUUUUACCCAUCGCGAAUGGGUGAUGAUGUUUGAAACGGUGCUAAAUGAAUUCAAGGAUGAGAUGAAGGCGCAGAAUCGUUCUGACGAGUUCUUUGGAGCACGUAUCAUAUAUUCGACUUUACGAGCCAUGUCGGUCGAAGAACUCGAUUGGUAUCUUGAAGAUUGCAUACAACUGAAGCAGGAGUUCCCGCACUUGAUUGCAGGCUUUGACCUCGUCGGUAACGAGAAUACCCUAUACCCUCUGAUCUACUAUAUAGAGCCACUAUUGCGCUUUAAGAAGCGUGUUGCUGACCUCGGACUGGACCUUCCGUUUAUCCUCCACGCAGGAGAAACACUGGGCGAUGGCUCAGAAGCGGACGACAAUCUGUACGAUGCAAUUUUGCUUGGGACAAAACGCAUCGGACAUGGUUUCUCACUUGCUAAACAUCCGAAGCUUAUUGAGAUAGCGAAAGAAAGGGGUAUCUGCAUUGAGAUGUGUCCGAUUUCUAACGAGAUCCUACGCUUAACUUCAUCUAUGCCUGCACACCCACUCCCAAUAUUAUUGAACCAUGGUGUGAAAAUCGCGUUAAAUUCUGACGACCCUGGUAUCUUUGGCAAUAUGGGCUUGUCAUAUGACUUCUUCCAGGUCUUUGUCGCCAGCGAGGUCAGCGGAUUGAUCACGCUCAAAGCACUUGCUCGGCAAAGCAUUGAAUACUCGACACUGGAUGACAAGGAGAAAGCAGCAGCAUUGGAUGCUUGGGAGAGACGUUGGACCCUAUUCGUGAAAGGUAUUAUGGAUGGCUCGAUCCUUUCAUCCUAACAUCAGAAGCAAGCAGUAAAGAAUAUAUGUAUUACAAAUGCACAGUGCUGUUAUUAUUCUACGCUUUCCAGCAGUCCCGUCCAACA
Fomitiporia mediterranea MF3/22 is the source of this 1686-nucleotide messenger RNA. RefSeq names its product adenosine deaminase-related growth. The transcript has 12 exons. Gene Ontology annotation, molecular function: adenosine deaminase activity. Lineage: Eukaryota; Fungi; Basidiomycota; Agaricomycetes; Hymenochaetales; Hymenochaetaceae. The record is from RefSeq and is a predicted model, not a curated record. Gene Ontology annotation, biological process: inosine biosynthetic process; adenosine catabolic process; purine ribonucleoside monophosphate biosynthetic process. Bases 8 to 1600 code for a protein of 530 amino acids.